AAAGUUUGGACAACAAGGCUCUCCAAAUGGAAGAGACAAUCAUUGACCAAAUAAAGGUACAAUAAUAACUUUUAUACCUUCGUUUGCGCAAAGGUCGAGCUUUUGUAAGCGAAUGAAAGUAGCAUCACCGUACUAAUAACCACAUAAACUUCCCGACGUGUUGCUUCCUAUAGCAGGCAGAGGGGCGCAAAGGUUCUCGCCCGUCAGUGACCCACCAGCAGUAGAGCGCGGUUUUAUGACCUGGCACGUUUUGCUCCCCCUUGAUCAUUAGUGAGCCGUUACACACCUAUUCAGACAUGAAAGAGCUGCCAGGUUAGUGUGUUUUACCCAGCUCUGAUGACAGCUGCAUCCUCCUUGCUCGUGCGUAUUGGCAUGCAUCGAUUUCAGACAGCGGGACUUUAUUGGCUAGGCUAAUUUGUUGAUAAUACUUCCUCCUAAUGGACAAAUAUAAGUAAUUUCUAAACAUUUACUUAGUUAUUCUCUGAAGAUUUAGCUUCACGUUGCGUAAAAAUUAUGUUUCUUUCAGGUUUCACUUUCUAUCUGUCAUUGUCUACCUCACACAGACACAACAUUAGCACCGUUAUAUACUUAACAAAAAUGUAAACGCAACAUGCAACCAUUUCUACGAUUUUACUGAGUUACAGUUCAUAUAAGGAAAUCAGUCAAUUUAAAUAAAUUCAUCAGGCCCUAAUCUAUGGAUUUCAAAUGACUGGGCAGGAGCGCAGCCAUGGGUGGACCUGGGUGGGCAUAGGCCCACCCACUUGGGAACCAGGCCCAGCCAAUCAGAAUAAGUUCCCCAGAAAGGGGCUCUAUUAUAUAGACAGAAAUACUCCAGAAGUUUCAUCAGCUGUCUGGGUGGCUCGUCUCAAACGACCCUGCAGGUGAAGGAGGUCCUGGGCUGGCAUGGUUACAUGUGGUUGUGAGGGCAGUUGGACAUACUGCCAAAUUCUCUAAAACAAUGCUGGAGGCGGCUUUUGGUAGAGAAAUUAACAUUCUAUGGCAACAGCUCGAGUGGACAUUCCUGCAGUCAGCAUGCCAAUUGCACGCUUCCUCAAAACUUGAGACAUCUGUGGCAUUGUGUUGUGUAACAAAAUUGCACAUUUUAGAGUGGCCUGUUGCUGUCCCCAAUUUAAGAACUUUAGCAGUACAAAUAUGAAUGCUCAUAAAACAUGUCCAAAAAAUAUUUAAAAAAACAACUGACUUGGUGUAAUUACCAUGCUGUUUAAUCAGUUUCUUGAUAUGCCACACCUGUCAAGUGGAGGGAUUAUCUUGGCAAAGGAGAAAUGUUCACUAAAAGGAAUUUAAACAAAUGUGUGCACAGAAUUUGAGGGAAAUAAGCCUUUUGUGCAUUUCGAAAAAUUCUGGGAUAUUUUUUUAUUUCAGCUCAUGAAACAUUGGACCAACACUUGACAUGUUGCCUUUUUAUAUUUUUGUUCAGUAUAUAUAAAAAAGUAUUUGUCUGUUUAUCUUCUAUAUUUUGGAGUACACCUAGACACACGUUGCCCAUCCUGUUAAUGAGGUGUGAAAAGCCCAGAUGUAACAAUCUCCUUUCAUUCCUUCAUUAGAGAGAUCACAUCAAACUGAUAAUUGUUGUCGUGCCCAUCUAAAGAGCCAUUUCCCACAAAAGAAAAUCUAAUUAUUUUUCAUUCUGUUACACAUUAUCCGUCUAUUUCACCUUAUUGGCACCUCGGUGACAACGAACGACGUCCUUCGGGUAAGUCACAUUUUAGCACUUGAGUUUUCUUUGAACUUUCGCUUCAGCUGUGAACUCAUAAACCACAGAGAGCUGAGUCCAUAUAAAACGGUUUCCCAAACCGCUUUUCAGAAUUUGCUCUCCACGGAGCUGCCCGAAUAGCCUAUCAUCGAGGUCACAGUAUGGAGAGCGUGUCUGAGGAUAUUGCUAACAUGGAUUGUGACAUUGAAGUUGUUACCUCAAAAAUGCUUUCUGAAUGGGAUUGGAAGACGCAGGAAAGGGCUUUUGGGAACGGGCAUGAUUCUCUUGAAUCCACAUCACCAGAAUCAUCAUUCGAUUCAAUGUGCUCUUCGCCCGAGAUGUCCUCAAGCUCAACUGGGCAUCAGAGCUUCGGAAAUGUAUCCUAUGGUUUAACAGGACACAGCCCAACCCCGUGCGCAACGUUGAAACAAAUCAAACCGAAGAUGUCGACCAAGAGACGCAUGAAGGCGAGCGAGAGGGAGAAGAUGCGAAUGAGGAGCCUAGCAGAAGCUUUGCACCAGCUCCGCGACUACUUGCCUCCAGAUUACAGUAAAAGGGGACAACCUCUGACCAAAAUUCAAACUCUCAAAUACACCAUUGAGUAUAUAAAUGAACUUUCGGACAUCCUCAACCACGCGUAAUGAUGUGCUGAAAGAUGGCCACGUUUUAAAUGAUGCGUAACGGGGCCAAACUAUUUGGUAUUAGGUGUGGACCAUUGUCAAACCUUUUGUGUUUGGAAAACUAUUGUUGGUUUGUUAAUUGUGAUAUUGGUGCAUUGUGGAUGAUAACUUAAUUUCUCAUAUUGUAUUUAGAAUUGUUCUGCCCCUCAUCUGAUGUAAAUAAUUGUUAUUAUGUGGGGACUUGACUUGACCAUGUAAUUGUCUUGUAUGUGAAUAGGCUAUUCUUGUUUUACAUUAUUGACAUGGAUUAAACAAACAUUAUAUACAA
Oncorhynchus nerka (sockeye salmon) is the source of this 2662-nucleotide messenger RNA. RefSeq names its product mesogenin 1 (gene msgn1). Gene Ontology annotation, cellular component: nucleus. The record is from RefSeq and is a predicted model, not a curated record. Bases 1876 to 2355 code for a protein of 159 amino acids. Lineage: Eukaryota; Metazoa; Chordata; Actinopteri; Salmoniformes; Salmonidae. The transcript has a single exon. Gene Ontology annotation, biological process: regulation of transcription by RNA polymerase II; mesoderm formation. Gene Ontology annotation, molecular function: DNA-binding transcription factor activity, RNA polymerase II-specific; RNA polymerase II cis-regulatory region sequence-specific DNA binding; protein dimerization activity.